Molecule: messenger RNA, 978 nt
Organism: Talaromyces atroroseus
Lineage: Eukaryota; Fungi; Ascomycota; Eurotiomycetes; Eurotiales; Trichocomaceae
Exons: 1
Coding region: 1-978 (325 amino acids)
Source: RefSeq, a predicted model, not a curated record
AUGGGUUUUCUAAGCACCUUUUUAUACUCUCAACUGUUUGUCACGCCGCCAUACCCCGUCAAAUCCUUUGCGGGCCAAACAGUCAUUGUAACGGGCUCAAAUACCGGCCUCGGACUUGAAGCAGCCCGUCAUUUUGUCAGACUAGACGCCGAAAAGGUGAUCAUUGCAGUUCGCAACGUAUCAGCCGGUCAGAGAGCCAAGCAGUCCAUCGAAGAGUCGACGGGGAGGGAGAAUGUGUGUGAGGUGUGGGAGCUGGACCUUGCAUCCUAUGCUUCAGUGCAAGCAUUUGCCAAACGUGCAUCUACAGAGCUGUCGCGAAUCGACGUCUUACUGGAGAAUGCGGGACUCGCAACGGAGCAAUUCAAGUUUGCAGAAAACCAGGAACGCACGAUAACAGUAAACGUAAUCAGUACUUUUCUGCUUGGCCUUUUGCUGCUUCCGAAAAUGGAAGAAACAGCGGAUAAGGAUAAGAAUCCCACUAAAAAACCUCGUUGGACCAUCGUAUGCAGUGGGGCGCAUGCUCUGACCAAUUUCCCGGAAUACAAGGAGGGAAACACAUUUGCCAACCUCAGCAACAAAGAAAAGUCUGAUAUGACAGUCCGAUACCCAACUUCGAAAUUGUUGGAGGUCUUAAUUGUUAGAGAGCUUGCACCGAAGAUUACAAACUCCAAAAUCAUCCUGAACAUGACCGAUCCGGGCUUGUGUCACUCGGAACUAGCCCGUGAGGCUGGUUUUAGUCUUUGGCUCAUGAAACUGCUCUUAGGUCGCAAAACCGAAGUCGGUAGUCGAUGUUUGGUGGCUAGUGCGGUUGUUGGAGAUGAGAGCCACGGUGCCUAUAUCAGUAAUGGCGAAGUGAGUAAUCAACACCUGUCAGCGUUUGUUAUCAGUGAUGGGGGACGAAAGGCACAGGAAAAUGUGUGGUCGGAACUGAAGGAAGUUUUGGAAAAUAUUGUUCCAGGAGUCACGGCAUGGACUUAG